UAAAUCUUAUCAAUUACUAUAGGAAAACCAUUCAGUAGAAGAUGGAGCCUACUAAGAAGAUUUACGAUGAAUCCGACCUUGUGAAUUUCCGGAAAGCUCACGCAUAUAAUGCCAUAUUUAAUACUAUAAAUAUACUUAUUAAUAAAGUUAAACAUACCGAAUUACCUUAUGGAAGUUUAGAUAUUCAAUUAGUUACUAGAAAGCCUCAAAUUCCUAAUAAUAAUAAUAAUAAUACCAAUAGUAUUGAAAAGAUUCAACCACCUGUAAUAUCUGAAAGCCCCCUUAAUUCCGAUACGAAUAUUAAUCCUAAUAUUCAAGGUGUACUCAAUAUAUUAAAUCAAUUAAAUCAAUUAAUAACAGAGACUCCUCCAUUACCAGGAGCUAGAAGAUUUGGGAACUUAGCAUGUCGAAAAUGGCAUGAUAAAAUCAAUGAAACUUUAGAGAAAUUAAUUGAAACUAAUUUAUCUAUUACUAAUAGGGGGAAGCAACAAUAUGUACUGGAUCUUAAGUAUUACUUAUCCAAUGCAUUUGGAUCAAGAAUGAGAUUAGAUUAUGGAACUGGUCAUGAAUUAAACUUUGUAGCAUUUAUUGGAGGUUUAUUACAACAAGAUAUAAUAGAGGUUACUAAACUUAAUGGACAAGAAGUAUUGAUUAUGUUUGCUAAAUAUUAUGAUUUAGUUCGAAGAUUAAUUCUUGAAUAUAAUCUUGAACCAGCUGGAUCUCAUGGAGUUUGGGGACUUGAUGAUCAUUUCCAUUUCAUUUAUAUACUUGGAGCUUCCCAAUUUAUCGAUGAUAAAUCAGCUCCUCCUGUUCAACAAGUAUUAUCAACCCAAAUCAUUAAUGAAUAUAAGUCUAAGAAUUUAUAUAUAAAUGCCAUUGCCUUUAUAUUUAAAAUUAAACAAGGACCUUUUAAUGAACAUUCUCCAAUCAUAUAUGAUAUUCAUACUACAGUAUCACUUUGGAAUAAAGUAUUAAAGGGAUUACUUAAAAUGUAUGAAGUGGAAGUAUUAAGUAAAUUCCCCGUAGUUCAACAUUUAUGGUUUGGAAAACUUUAUGCUUGGAAAGAUGUGACUACUGGUGAAGACUUGCCAGUAUAUCAGAAGGAUAAUGAUCAAGAUGAAGUGGCAUCAUCCACUAUUACAAGUACCACAACUACUGCUACUGCCACUGCUAUUCCAACUACUGCUAUACCAACUACAAGAGCUCCUUGGGCUCAACCCAAUACUCGUACAUUUAAUAAUAGAGAUAGAACUAUUUAUGCUAAACGAUAG
This is a messenger RNA of Scheffersomyces amazonensis, 1271 nucleotides long. RefSeq names its product peptidylprolyl isomerase (gene RRD1). The coding region runs from base 42 to 1271 and encodes 409 amino acids. Gene Ontology annotation, cellular component: nucleus; protein phosphatase type 2A complex; cytoplasm. NCBI's taxonomy places the organism in Eukaryota, Fungi, Ascomycota, Pichiomycetes, Serinales, Debaryomycetaceae. The record is from RefSeq and is a predicted model, not a curated record. Gene Ontology annotation, molecular function: protein tyrosine phosphatase activator activity; peptidyl-prolyl cis-trans isomerase activity. The transcript has a single exon. Gene Ontology annotation, biological process: mitotic spindle organization.